GCAUCAUUUAUAAGCAGAGAAGGGAGCAAUUGAGAGUGGGAAAAGUAACAUUGACCUGUCAGUCUUGAGUUAGUGUAAAAAGAAAUUAAUAUAAAAAAAAAAAAAAAAGGAAAUUGAAGAUAAUAAAGUUUUUUAAAUGCAAUAACAAUGAAGUGUUUGUUAGCGCACUGAGAGUGUUCGUUAAGUUACUAAUUGGGGAUCAGUGUUUCGUUAAUGCCAGCGCUGAACCUCAUUGACCUGACCCUCUUCAUCAUCAUAUUUUAUUGUAACUUUGCUUAGCGAAACAAAACAUCAUCUUUUGUUAUCGUCAAAUGGAUGACAAGUUUAUAGAUGUUUGCAGUUUUUUCCUAGGAUUUACCAUUAUGGAGCAAUACAAAUUCAAAUGUAAAAAUUGUGGCUGCAGGGCUUAAGCUGUUUCUUAGAUGCACCACGAAGGCAGCAGAGAUUAACUCUCGAGGAUGUCACAAAUCAGGGACGCUAUCUGCUCAACAACUUUAUAUAUGAGCGUAUGCAAAGUGAUGGAAUCGAGACAGUUCCUGGCAUUGAACAAUUACAAGAACCUGGUACACCCACAGGGCCACCAAUGGAACAUGUUCGAGAAAUAGGCAGAGCAUUGAGGUUUAUUGGUGAUGACUUAGACAAAGAUCAAAAGCUACAAGAGCUUGUAAACAGAGUUCCUCCUGAGGCAGAACGACAAACUUUAUUAACUGUAGCCUCCAAUAUAUUUAAAGAUGGUAUCUUCAACUGGGGUAGAGUUGUUGCCUUGUUUUACUUUGCUUACAAAGUUUGUUUGAAGGCUCUUGAUAGAAUCCCUCUAAUCCGAGCCAUCAUAAAUUUGAUUGUGGAGUUCAUGAGAGAUCAUGUAGUUCGAUGGAUUAUUGAGAGAGGGGGAUGGGAGGCUAUACGCGAGUAUUUUGGUAGCUCACAAAAACAGUUUGCUGUGGUCAUUGGAGCUGGAGCCAUCGCUUGUGCUGCCGUUCUCCUCUAUCGCAAAUAUUUCUCUUAACAUCCACACACCGACAUUUCCUAUAUUAUAUGCGAAAUAUUUAUUAAACUCUGAGCUGUUUGUUUUGUUUUCCUUAAAGUGGUGGUCACUGUACAGCCUUUUAUACAACCAUGUAUGCUAGUGAAUUGUUUGAAUGCCCAUAAUAUCAUUUUGACUUGUAGCAUUUUAAAAAAAUUAACUCUUCAAUAUGUUAUAAAAAUUUAUUGUGUUCCUUCAAAGUGCAUAUAUUUAAAGCAAAUGUUCAUAAAAAUUUCUUUUCAAUGACCCUUAUGUUUUUGAAUUAUGUCAGUUAAAUGCUAUAGAUUUUUAUUUUUAAAAUAUUAGUUUACAAAACUCCAGUAAGCUGAUUGGCUGACAGUCAUAAAUACACAUCUAAGCACCUUUUAUAGAUCUAAAUUAUUAUUACACACAUUUAUGCAUAAUUAGGUUUUUCUGUAUAUAAAAAUGAAACAGCAUUUCUGGUGUGAUAUUGUGUCUUGUUCAGUAAUUUAAUACAGUGCUCUAAUUUUACAUAUUACUAACAUAUAGAUGCAUUUUUUGAAUGCUUACUUGAGGGGAACUAGUGAGUAUUAAUACUUUCAAAGAAUAAAUUUUGUCAUCUUGAAAUGGACCCCUGUAUCCUGAAACAUUUACAGUUUGACUCCCAAUAUGGGUUAUGUGUGUCAACUGCAUGUAAGACUAGACCAGAAAAGCCACUGAUCUCUAUGAUAUUUUUUACUAUAUGUGUAUGACAUUGAGUUGGAAUAAUAUCCUUAAAACCAUUGAUAUUACAGUGUGAAACUGUGCUCAGCCACAAUGAGAUAAAACAACCUGAGCUGUAGUCAUAUUUCUACGUCAAGUUUGAUUGGAUGAAUUGUGACAAGUAUUUUACAAUGAAAGCAUUAAAUAUUACUUUUGUUUUGUUAAAUGUUUAUACAGCUGUAUUAUUUUUUAAAUUGCACUUUUGUAACCAUGUCAAUGUAGUUCUAUUUUGAAAUACAUGAUUCUUAUGGAAAUGUCACAGAAUACUCUGUUAAACAUGAUUCUGCUGAAACCACUAAGUGUUACUCUGUCUUAAGAAACAAACAAGUUGCAAAUCAUAGUGUGGAACAAAAAAAAAAUUUGAAUGGUAUUUUAUGUAAUCAUGAGGAAAAAAAAAUAUCUUAAGUUUAAAAAAAAAUGUGUACACGUUUCUAAAAAUUUCAAUAGAAAACAAUUUUGAACAUUGAUGUCAUAUUGGGUAACACAUCGAUGCAGUGAAUGUUUUCUUAUAAUAUGGUAACACAUGUAAUGCUAUGUGUAAGCUGUGAAGUUUUUCUGGGCUAUCUGUAAAAUUUUAAAGAUGUCGUUAAAACAAUCUGUAAUGUGCAUCAUCUAAAAAAGCACUAUAGUUGUGAUAGAAUUAGUAUAGUCAUAUAAUCUUUAGAAUUAAUGGAAGUAUGUGAUAUUUCUGUUACACUUAGCAGCAUUGUAAGAUUAAAUCCAGAAGCAAUUGGCCUAGCUCUGAUUUCACUCUUUUCUCAAGCCAGGCAGCAAAUAGAUACUGUACCAUUUGUUAGUUGAUCAAAGUUUGACUAGUUGUUUCUGAGUCCAGGACUAAUUGUGUACUGUUAUACCUUGUCUAACUUUUGUAUAAACAUUUGAUCAGCACCUAUGUCUACUGUCUGACUGAGCUCUGCACUUAAUGGUGAUGUGAUAUUAACAAAAACCUUUUUUUUUUUUUUACUUAUUUUGACAUCAAAAGAUAUGAGUGUAUUUUGUAAAUAUCUACUUUUAAGUAUGUCCAUUGUUGUACUAUGAUUAUAUAAGCAAAUAGACACUCUGCCUUUCUUUGCACCAUUCAUUAUGUUCCUCAUUUUGUGAACAAAAUGUAUAUUAUCUGCCCUGAUUUCUAAAUAGCACCAUCUUAUAUAUUUUAAAGGUUCACAAUUUGAUAUUGAUAUCUCUAAUUUAAAAAACAACAUCAAAGUCACAUGUUUCUAUUUGAUUUGUGACAAACUGUCUACAUCAACUGAACUGUUUGUUUGACCAUGUGAUGGACAGUGUUUACAUUAUCUUCAAUGUUUCUGUUUGACAGUGUGUCAGUGACAAUGACCAUGUUUCUAUGCAUUAGACUAUUUGAAUAUCAGCACAUGAAUGUUUUCUAUUGAGACUUGAAAAGGAACAGGAAAGUGGGUACCAUUCUGCUCAAUUCUGCUCAGAAAUACUUUUUUUUUGUUUGCUUUUUUAUUUUUAUUAUUAAAAAAAAUGAUUUUGCCUUAGAACAACUGGUGAAUGAAUCUGACUGAAUUGUGUCUAAACUUGAUUUAAUUUUCAACAACUAUCAAUAACUGAUAGGCCAAGCUAAAAACAAAAGCACAUAUCAAUUUAGUCAUUGUUGUCUGUACUGAGUGAAUCAAUUUGAACUUCAAGGAAAGAAAACAAAAAGUAUUAUAUAUACAAAGGUACAAAUGAGAUCCAGUCAUUUUAAGUAUUUAUAAUUUUAAGAAUUUCUUUUGAUUUUAGUCUUUUUGAUCUUCAGUUGCCAUUGUAAACGUCUGCCUUCAAAAUAAAUAUGAUUUUGAUUUUUGGUAACUCGGGCUACUCAUGUACAAUUGGUACAUAGAACAGUGAAUUUUUAAAUAUUUUUGUUUGUAAACAUUUUGUUAUAUAACUAUGACUUUUACAUAUAAUUAGUUAUCUAUUAAUUUCUUUUUGAAUGCUGCUUAUAUUAUAUAAUAAUUUUUGACAUUCCUAUCAGGGAAAAGUAAAACCAAUACAUUUUUUAAUGAAUUUUUUAAAUAAGAAACACUGAAAUUAUUCAAUUUUUAAUUACCAUACUGAAUGAAAGAAAAGUAUUCUUCUGUUUUCUUGACUGGUUACCUGCUAAUACUACAGAUCACAGAUAUUGUUUUCACUAUUGUUUACUUGGUUCAAGAGGGUCAACAACAACUAGUGUGUUCAGAAUGGUGCAAUUCUUUUGGUGUUACUGUAACAAACAUGUUCUGUGUACUUCCAAUGUUUCCUUGUCAUGUUAUUUAGUUGGCCUAACACAGUCUUGGUUAAGUUUUUCUUUUUAAAACAUUUUCAACUUGGAAUAAAUGAUUUCAUACAUUA
This is a messenger RNA of Biomphalaria glabrata, 4081 nucleotides long. RefSeq names its product apoptosis regulator BAX-like. NCBI's taxonomy places the organism in Eukaryota, Metazoa, Mollusca, Gastropoda, Planorbidae. Gene Ontology annotation, molecular function: protein homodimerization activity; protein heterodimerization activity. The record is from RefSeq and is a predicted model, not a curated record. Bases 509 to 1006 code for a protein of 165 amino acids. Gene Ontology annotation, biological process: regulation of apoptotic process; intrinsic apoptotic signaling pathway in response to DNA damage; extrinsic apoptotic signaling pathway in absence of ligand. Gene Ontology annotation, cellular component: mitochondrial outer membrane. The transcript has 6 exons.